AUGCUUACCGGCUCGCCGGGUUCGACCUUUAGAGUUUACCAGGUGGAAGGAAGACUGGUGACAAGAGGUUUUACGAAAGGCAAAGAUAGUUUCGAAUCAAUUUCGACCCGAGUCGAAGCACCACAAGAACAGGUUGAUAGUCCGAAGUCCGCGCCAAGAGCCCCCUUCCUCAAAUUCGAAAUUGAACAAGACACAAGCUGA
Molecule: messenger RNA, 201 nt
Organism: Sclerotinia sclerotiorum 1980 UF-70
Lineage: Eukaryota; Fungi; Ascomycota; Leotiomycetes; Helotiales; Sclerotiniaceae
Exons: 1
Coding region: 1-201 (66 amino acids)
Source: RefSeq, a predicted model, not a curated record